GCCGUGGCCCCGCCCCCUCGGGGCCGCGCGGGGAGGGCGCCGGGGACACACACGAGAGCGGCCCCGCCUUUCCUGCCGGAGGGAGCUGUUCGUGGUCAGACGGGAAGAUGGCGAACCUGGAGGAGCAGCUCUCGGAUGAGGAGAAGGUGCGCGUAGCAGCGAAGUUCAUCAUUCAUGCUCCUCCUGGGGAAUUUAAUGAGGUGUUCAAUGACGUUCGGUUGCUGCUUAAUAACGAUAAUCUUCUCAGGGAAGGAGCAGCCCAUGCAUUUGCACAAUACAAUCUGGAUCAGUUUACUCCAGUGAAAAUUGAAGGUUAUGAUGAACAGGUAUUGAUAACAGAACACGGUGAUUUGGGCAAUGGAAAAUUUUUGGAUCCAAAAAACAAGAUAGCUUUUAAAUUUGAUCACUUAAGAAAGGAGGCUACUGAUCCUAGGCCCCAUGAAGCUGAAAAUGCGGUUGAGUCCUGGAGAAAUUCAGUAGAGACUGCAAUGAGAGCCUAUGUGAAAGAACACUACCCAAGUGGUGUCUGCACAGUGUAUGGUAAAACAAUUGAUGGACAGCAAACCAUUAUUGCAUGCAUAGAGAGCCAUCAGUUCCAAGCAAAAAAUUUUUGGAAUGGCCGUUGGAGGUCAGAAUGGAAGUUUGCAAUCACCCCUUCAACCACUCAGGUGGCUGGCAUCUUGAAAAUUCAGGUUCACUAUUAUGAAGAUGGUAAUGUUCAGCUAGUGAGCCAUAAAGACAUACAAGAUUCAUUAACAGUGUCUAACGAAGCCCAAACAGCAAAGGAAUUUAUAAAAAUUGUAGAGGCUGCAGAAAAUGAGUAUCAGACUGCUAUCAGUGAGAAUUAUCAAACUAUGUCAGACACUACUUUCAAGGCCUUACGUCGACAAUUGCCAGUUACCCGCACUAAGAUUGACUGGAACAAGAUCCUUAGCUACAAGAUUGGAAAAGAGAUGCAGAAUGCUUAAGACAAACCAUGCAUGACUGGAUAAUUUUAGUGUUCUUGUAUACAAAUAAAAAUUAUUACAAAAGUAUUUGGAACUGUUGUCACCCAGUCAGCAUGGGCUUUUGCCAUUGAAAAAUCACUGUAAGUAGUCUGGUUAGAGCACAAAGCUUAACUAAUCAACCUUUUUUUUUUUUCCCCCUCCCCAGUUUGUUUCCUUUUUCUCAGAGGGGUUGCAAAAUCAAUAUAGCUGAAAACUUUCCUCUAGAGUUUCUGUUGUACCUUUACAUUUUUUAUAAUGAAAAGACCAUGCCUUUAGAUUUCAAUUGAAAAUUAAGAACGGUUUGAAAAAUAUUUUUGCAUACAGUAACUGUCUUGCUUUCAUAUGAACUGAGCAACUUCUGAAAUUUGCUGGAUUCCUUGAGUUCAGUAGUGUACAUUUCUAGUUCAAGGCUCAUGAUAGAUUUAGCCAUAUAAGCUGCUGUAGAAAUCAUUUAGCCCUUCAUUGGAUGUAAGACUGGGGAAAGCAUUUUCUAUUUUGAGUAUGUUAAAACCUUUCAAAAUACUUAUUCAGCUGGCUCAGUGUUAACUAAACUUUUUUAAACAAGGCCAAGGUCUUAUGCUGUUUUAAGAUUUUGAAAUUAAAUAAAGUACUUAUUUCAGAAAUGCAUUUAAUGCUUUAUUCCUGACAGUUACUUAAAUGAGUUCAGAUUCCAUCUGCCCGAGUUAUUUCUUAUCCUACAUCCACAAAUGUAAUAUAACAAGGCAUAUUGUAAUAUAUAAUUCUGUACUCAUGACUAUGUCUCAAUUUAUUUUUUUUCUUGGAUUGAAAUGUACUAAAAUUCAAUGUGACAUUAAAAUGCAGAUUUUCUAUUUA
Molecule: messenger RNA, 1820 nt
Organism: Mauremys reevesii (Reeves's turtle)
Lineage: Eukaryota; Metazoa; Chordata; Testudines; Geoemydidae
Gene: CAPZA2
Product: capping actin protein of muscle Z-line subunit alpha 2
Exons: 10
Coding region: 108-968 (286 amino acids)
Biological process (GO): actin cytoskeleton organization; barbed-end actin filament capping
Cellular component (GO): F-actin capping protein complex; actin cortical patch
Molecular function (GO): actin filament binding
Source: RefSeq, a predicted model, not a curated record